CCUUCCCUCUAAGGAGUUUGUCCUCUUUAGCUCCACCCAAAAUUUGUAGAGCGCCUUUGACAUGACUUGCCGAAAACAUAAAUCAUCACCACCAGUGGUUCACCCAAGUGGGCAACAAUCAUACGUGAGCCAAAUGCCACCAGAAGGUUUCCUUCAUCUGUAAGGCCGCAGCCAUGCAUCAGGACCGCCCACGUUAUGUGAUUGACAGGCCUGCGUACAACCUCCCGGACUUUGACAGGGAGUUUGACAAGAAGAAUCGACAGUUCCCCAUUGGAGAGAAAGUGAAGAAACUCUUCAGAUGCUCUGUGCUCAGACUGAGGGGCCUGCUGUUCAGACACCUGCCUGUCCUGAGUUGGCUGCCCAGGUAUAAAGUGAAAGAAAACCUGUUGUGUGAUGUCAUCAGCGGGGUCAGCGCGGGCACCAUUCAGGUACCACAGGGCAUGGCGUUCGCCCUCCUGGCAAACCUCCCUCCUGUCAACGGUCUCUAUUCCUCUUUCUUCCCCCUCAUCCCUUACUUCUUCAUGGGCACUGCUCACCAGAUGGUCCCAGGUACUUUUGCUGUUCUCAGCAUUAUGGUGGGAAUAGUGUGCCUCAGGCUGGCCCCAGAGUCUGACUUCAGUCAUUUCAAUGCCACACUCAAUGCUACAGUAGUGGACACAGACAGGAUGAAUGAGGUUCGCCUGGGCAUAUCUGGGACCCUGGCCUGCCUCACUGCUAUCAUACAGAUUGGCCUGGGCUUGAUACAGUUUGGCUUUGUGGCCAUCUAUCUGUCAGAAUCCUUUGUCAGAGGCUUCAUGACCGCUGCAGGAUUACAGAUCCUCAUCUCAGUGCUGAAGUACAUCUUUGGCAUUAAAGUACCACCGUACAGUGGUCCCCUGGCUGUUAUAUAUACUCUUAUAGAUAUUGUUUGUGGCCUGCCGGACACCAACAUAGCCUCCUUGGUAUUUGCUCUGGUCAGCAGUGUAGUCCUGAUCGUGGUGAAGGAGCUGAGCGCACGCUACCGCCACAAGCUGCCCUUCCCCAUUCCCAUGGAGAUCAUCAUUGUGGUGGUGGCCACAGCAAUCUCAGGCCCUCUGCAUCUUCCUGAGAUUUAUCAUAUGGACAUCGUGGGGAAAAUCCCUUUAGGAUUCCCAAAACCAAUCCUGCCAACAGUGAGUCAGUGGGAUGACAUGUUGAGCACCGCCUUCUCCCUUGCCAUAGUUGGGUAUGUCAUCAACUUGGCCAUGGGCAGGACACUGGCAGCCAAGCACGGCUACGAUGUGGAUCCCAACCAGGAAAUGUUGGCUCUCGGCUGCAGCAACUUCCUCGGGUCCUUCUUCAAGAUCCAUGUCAUCUGCUGUGCCCUGUCCGUAACCCUGGCUGUGGACAGCGCUGGGGGUACAUCACAGUUUGCCAGUCUCUGUGUGAUGCUGGUGGUAAUGAUUACCAUGCUAGCCUUGGGUGCCUUCCUGAAACCAUUACCAAAAUCAGUGCUGGGAGCCCUGAUUGCAGUCAACCUGAAGAACACACUCCUCCAGCUCUCUGACCCCUAUUACUUAUGGAAGAAGAGCAAAUUGGACUGUUGUGUGUGGGUUGUGUCAUUCUUGGCCACAUUCUUUCUCAGCUUACCGUAUGGAGUUGCCAUCGGAGUGGGCUUCUCCAUCCUGGUGGUUGUAUUCAAGACACAAUUUCGAAAUGGUUCGGCAGUGGUUCAGAUCAUGGAUACAGAUAUCUACAAAAACCCCAAGGUGUACAGUAAGGUGACAGCUAUAAAAGGCGUGAAGAUAGUAAACUAUUGCUCGCCGCUCUACUUUGCAAAUGCUGAGAUAUUUCGCCAGAAGGUCAUCAGAAAGACCGGACUGGACCCUGGCAAGCUUAUCCUGGUGAGGCAGAAGUUUUUCAAGAAACAACAGAAGGAGAAAGAGAAAGAGGAGAAGAAGGACAAGGAGACAAGAGGGAGGAAACUCAGCUCUUUGGUCAACAUGAAAUCUCAGACCAUAUCACAGCUUGAACUGCAGAGUGACUUCGAUAUGAGCGAUGGCAGUGCCAGCAAACCCGAGCCGCCCACCAGCUAUGUCAACUUUCACUGCAGUGACAUUGAGCUGGCUGAGCAGGCUCCUGACCAAGAGCCGCCCAGUCCCAGUGCUGCCACCCUGGAGUCCCAGCCCAUGCCGUUCCACACCCUCAUCCUAGACUUAGCCGGAGUCUGCUUCAUAGACCUGAUGGGCAUCAAAGUACUCACUAAGAUGAACUCAAGCUAUGAAACGCUGGGGAUUAAACUAUACCUUGCUAACGUUCAAGCCCAGGUGUAUGAGGAGCUGGAGGCGGGAGGGGUGUUUGAUGAUGGCAGUAUAUCUCGCAGUCACCUUUUCCUCUCCGUCCAUGAUGCCAUUCUAUUUGCUCAGCAGAGCUCUGGAGACAGGGGAGUUUCCCCACAGGCAGAGAGGGAAAGACAGGGACUUACAUUCAGCGUUGAUGAGGAGAAGGAUCUGGAGCAGGAGAUGUUUUGAGCACCUAGUGUUGCAAUAAAGAUGAAGUGGAGGAAUGUGCUGAGGAGGGGAAAACAAA
Molecule: messenger RNA, 2547 nt
Organism: Myripristis murdjan (pinecone soldierfish)
Lineage: Eukaryota; Metazoa; Chordata; Actinopteri; Holocentriformes; Holocentridae
Product: solute carrier family 26 member 9
Exons: 21
Coding region: 174-2489 (771 amino acids)
Biological process (GO): transmembrane transport
Cellular component (GO): membrane
Source: RefSeq, a predicted model, not a curated record